Messenger RNA from Sporothrix brasiliensis 5110, 1572 nucleotides. RefSeq lists its product as uncharacterized. Bases 1 to 1572 code for a protein of 523 amino acids. The record is from RefSeq and is a predicted model, not a curated record. NCBI's taxonomy places the organism in Eukaryota, Fungi, Ascomycota, Sordariomycetes, Ophiostomatales, Ophiostomataceae. The transcript has a single exon.
AUGCUGGGCCUUCACAGAGCCGACGCGGCACUUCGUGCGCUCAUCAAUGACCCAGACCGCCUCGACAGCGAACGCGACGCCCGCUUCGACCAGUCGCCGCCGCCCUACCAGGAGCGCGAAUCGCUCCCGUCGACACUCCCCCCUGAGUCACCUCCCGAGGAGGACGAACAGCACAAACGAAUCAGUGACUGGUUUAUGCGCAUUUUGAGGGGGUGGGGGGCGUCGAUGCCCACCAACCAGUUUCGGCAUGAGGUCCAAGCAGAACGCAGAAAACUUAUGGAGCCAGGAGACGAUGUGCACCUCUACUGGGACACGUCGAAUGUGGCCCGGGAGACAGUAAAGGCGCGGUGGCAGGCCUGGGGCAUAUGGGAGCCUCACUGGGAGGCCGAGCCGCACGGUCAUUGGCGACACCAAACGCCGCUCUCGCCCGAGCCGCUCACCGAUGUAGACACGGACGACGAGGACCACGAAGACGUCUACUACAGAGAAGCGACGAGGAGCAACCUGUUUGCCAUCAAGAAGAUGCCAUCGCGGGUGCGCACCGGGUACGAACAGGAGGUGGCGGAAUUGCGGCAGAGAGCGCGUAUGGCCGAGCGACGCUACGAGCACGACCGCACCAGGCCCUUGCACGUAUUCGUCUGCCAUGUCGCGUACGAGGGCGAACGACUUUUCGACAGCGAGCAACAGCCAGAGCAAGAGCAAGAGCAAGAGCAAGCCGGGCGACCGGACGACACCCGCGUGGCCGUCGACAUCCACACAGCCGCCUACCAGACGGUCAAAGCCCAGUGGUCGGAGCGUGGCAUCUGGAAUGACCAAUGGGGCGUCCUGCCCGGCAUGACAUGGAAACACGAGGCGUCGCUACAGUCGGUCGUCUCCGACGAAAUGGGCGACGCCGACAUGGCUCAGCUCGAGCGCAACUUGUUCGACUACAUGAUGGAUUGCAAGCCAAAUCGCCCGCCGCCCCAGGCGAACCGAGGACGCCUUCGUCGGCGACGUCGGCGGGUCGUUGUGGAGGAGAAGGCGGUGGUGGAGCAAAAGCCGCUGGUCUUUAUACCCGAUGAACGGUUUCCGAAUAUCUUUGGUCCCCGUUUUGCUGCACCUCCUCCCGCAGUGCAAGCCACCGAGGACAUAGAGGACCCAGAGGACGCCGAUGACGCCGACGACGAGAUCGGCGAGCCACUGACAGCGGCGGGCAAGCGGACAAGUCGGAUAGCCGGCCGGCAGGCCAGGACCCAGGCCAGCAGACAGGCCAACGGGCAGAUGGCCGAGGGACCAACUGCUGAUGAGCAGACAGCCGACGGGCAGACAGCCGACAACGCCGCUGCGGGUCCCGCCGGUACUGGCCCACCACCAAGGGCGCUGCGGCGGCGGAGCAGCCGUAUUAGGGAAAAGGAGCCAGCGGCAGCAGCUGUGACGACUGACACGCCCGGCACACGCAAGCGGAAACGGGAUGUGGCAGAUUCGGUGCCGCCAGGAGAAACAGCGACAAAGAAGAGAGCGGCAGGUGGCAAAAGGGGAAACAAGGGAAACAAAGGGAAGAAGGGAAAGAAGGGCCGAAAGGGGGGCUUGUAA